CAUCAUAUAUAAACCCUUGCCUCUCAUUUCCACAGAUAAAUUUGCAGAAUUUUUUUGGUCAAUAUCAAUUGACAGUAGCUUGUGAUUAUUAUUGUUUACAUGUGCUUUCUCAAGGUGGCUAAUAACAAAGACUCAACCGAUUCCCAUGGUGGCCGCGAUCAUCAACAUAAUCAACAACAACAUGUGGAGGAGGCGGUGCCACCUCUGUAUUCAGUGCAAACAAGCGCAGGAGAGAUGUCCGCAAUGAUCUCUGCCCUCACCCAUGUUGUGUCAGGCCAUAGAAGUGGCUCUUGGGGUCUUGCUGAUGUUCAUGCGAGGCCGAGUUCAGGCCCUUCUGGUUCUGGCACGAUUUGGAUUGGAAAAAAGAGAGGCCGCCAAGAAGAAGAAGAUUAUCGUCAUCAUCAGUUGAUUGAAUCGGUGGUGCCGCCAGGGGUUUAUGCAGGGUUUGGGGAUUUUCAAUCUUCUUCUACAGUAUCAUCAUCGCUAUCAGAAACUGGUACAACAACGAUUGUCCCUCCUCCGCCGGCCAGUACACCACCAACGCCAACACCGUCGACGCCAUCAACGGAAGCCUACGAAGAAUCCGGAGAGCGAAGGAGGAGGUAUCGAGGAGUACGACAGAGGCCGUGGGGGAAAUGGGCAGCAGAAAUCCGUGAUCCCCACAAAGCUGCGAGAGUUUGGUUAGGCACAUUCGACACCGCAGAGGCAGCAGCCAGAGCCUACGACGAGGCCGCCUUACGAUUCAGGGGAAACAGAGCAAAACUCAAUUUCCCAGAAAACGUUAGGCUAAUGCCACAACAACAAGCAAUCUCCAGCACUCAAUCAAGACAACUUUCCCAACAAUUUACAUCACCGAAUGUGACAUUGCCUCCUUUCUUUCACUCACCGCCGUUCCAGGUCUCGCCGGAUACGAUGAGAGACUACUGGGAGUACUCGCAGUUGCUGCAGAGUUCGGGCGAUUUUCAUGUCCACCAGCCUUCAACUUUGCUUGAAGAAAUGUAUUACAAUUCAGAGUUGGCUUCUAUGCAAUCAACAAUGCCUUCUUCUUCUUCUUCUGGUUCAUCCUCCUCUGCUUCACUUCCCCUGUUUUUUUCUACCCAACAGCAGCAACAGCAACAGGGUUUUCUCCGGCCGCCGCCGCCACCACAACAUCAUCACAGCGAGGACUUUCCGGUUCUACCAUGGUCACAUUCCGGUCAUGAUCCUUCCUCUACAAGUUAAUUUUAUUCUAUACAAAAUUUUGAAAUAUAAUUUUAAAAAAAAACAUAAAUUUGCAGAUUUUAUCUGUUAUUAUUAUAGAUUAGGUUCAUUAAUUGUUUUUGUUUGUUAAGAAAAAGAGGCUAAAGAAGAUAGUGUCAAUUUUAGUAUUAUUCUGUUGAUUGGAACCACAGAUGCAGUAGCUUCUGUAGAAGCUGUCUCUGAUUUUGCUUACAAUCAUAGAUUUUAUUAAAUUAAUCAAGCUUUUUUUUCUUAUUAAUGAUAUUGUGCGGUUGGUAAUUAAUUAAUUAUCUGUUUUGAUU
Molecule: messenger RNA, 1520 nt
Organism: Tripterygium wilfordii
Lineage: Eukaryota; Viridiplantae; Streptophyta; Magnoliopsida; Celastrales; Celastraceae
Product: ethylene-responsive transcription factor ERF110-like
Exons: 2
Coding region: 100-1221 (373 amino acids)
Biological process (GO): ethylene-activated signaling pathway; regulation of DNA-templated transcription
Molecular function (GO): DNA-binding transcription factor activity; DNA binding
Source: RefSeq, a predicted model, not a curated record